UUUUAGGAAAAAAUGUGUAAAAUUUUCAGUUUCGUUAAAAAUGUUUAAAUUUAGGUUAAAAAGAAAACUAUAAAAUGCUAUUGAGAAUAUGCCGUCCGACACAAAAAAUUAUACAAAUUUUUUUAAAAUGCAUCAAAAACCAAAAUUACAUCAGAUUCAUUUCCCUGACUCCAGUGCUCUUCCCUCGUCCAUUUGAUGAUUCGACUGCAAAAGAAGCAACAAUAGCCGAAAGUAGGUUUUAUUUACCAAGUCUUAAAGAAGCCUCAGAUGUUAGAAAUACAAUUCUACAAAGAUCCAUGCACAGUUUCUUAGAGCGUUUUGACAUGGGCAGCUUGAAAAUAUUAACGUUGCCAGCUGGAGAAAGCAAUUUAAUGUAUUUGAUAAUCGAUGUUCAGACUAAUGAAGCUGCCGUGGUUGAUCCGUUUGAUGUGACACUGGUACUAAAAUACAUCAAAAAAAUGCCAAAUUUAAAAUUGUCGACCAUACUAACGACACAUUUCCAUUACCAACAUUCUGGUGGGAAUAAAAAACUACUGCAGUUGACUAAAAAUAUACCCGAAGUCUAUGGCAGUCAGAGCCGUAUUCCAGCGCUAACUAGGAGAAUCCAUGAUAACGAUAUAAUUACUUUCGGCAAUAGUACCAUAAAAUGUAUAUCCACACCGUUUCACACGAGUGGAGACAUGUGUUAUUUCGUCGAAUCGCCCAACAAAGAUAUUCGCGCACUCUUCACCGGUGAUACACUUUAUCAAGCCGGCUGUGGUAAAGUUAUCGAAGGCAGCUACUAUGAUCUCCAUAAGGCUUUGUACAAGAAAUUAGCUAAGCUGCCUGACGACACUUUAAUUUUUGGAGGUCAUGAGAAUACAGUAGAGAAUCUUCUCUUCGCUAUGAAAGUAGACCCUGAAAAUUAUCACAUCCAAAGGCGUUUAAAUUGGGCAGAGACUCGACGUAGUGCAAAAUAUUCGACUAUUCCUUCGACCCUCAUGGAAGAAAAGCUAUGGAAUCCUUAUCUACGUGUGCAUACACCUUCAAUAAAAACAAUCACUAAAGAAAAUGACAAUGUACGGGCUUUGAAUAAACUGAAGGAUAUGGAAGAUUUGUAUAUGAAGGGUGAAUUAGUGUAAGAAUUUUCAGGUCUCCUAUAUUUCUAAUAAAUGCUUUGUGACUAAAGCAUUUAAUGGCUGGUGUAUUUCAAGUAUUUAUUUUUAAACUUAAAUUAGUUUUUUAAGUGAAAGUAUUGAGUGCGGUCUAUUUUUGUCAAAAA
This is a messenger RNA of Teleopsis dalmanni, 1261 nucleotides long. Its product is annotated as hydroxyacylglutathione hydrolase, mitochondrial-like. Gene Ontology annotation, molecular function: hydroxyacylglutathione hydrolase activity. Lineage: Eukaryota; Metazoa; Arthropoda; Insecta; Diptera; Diopsidae. The coding region runs from base 75 to 1121 and encodes 348 amino acids. The record is from RefSeq and is a predicted model, not a curated record. The transcript has 2 exons.